UGAGGCUGUCACUAGGCCGCUAUUUGUGGACCUCAUGAAAUACUCCGAUAGCGUGCGCCAGAACGAACCCAACUCAUACGAGGCAUACGAAGAUGCAAGACCAGAAACCAUAAUCUGGUUUCGCGAGGUCAUCCGGUGCCAAUGAAGAUAAGGCAUCUUAGGGAUGAAACAGGUAUAUAAAGACUCACCGCGUUUGGUAUGUGAUCAGUAGCAAGUUCACUCAUCAGCUUCUACAGUUGCAGUAUCUAGGAUCUACGAACUCGAACCCGGCCAUCAUGAAGUUCAUCAUUGCAACACUCCUCGCCUAUACGAGCGGAGCUUUCACCGCUGCCGUGCCACUGGAGCAGAGCGCCGACAUCGCGCAGAGCGCCAACUUCGAUUAUGUGCAGAACUACAAUGGCAAUGCCGCACAAUUCAAGUACAACCAGGCCCAAGGAACAUACAGUGUGAAAUGGGCAGGAGGAACCAAUUUUGUCACCGGGCUUGGUUGGUCACGGGGCGGUCCUCGAACUAUUAAAUACUCUGGUACUUACAGUCCUGUUAACAGCGGCUCUUUCUUCGGCGCGUACGGUUGGCUUGAGAAUCCCCUAACGGAGUACUAUGUUGUCGAGAGCUUCGGCACCUACGACCCUUGCGCAGAUAAAACCGCGAAGCAGCACGUCACUUUCAAGUCCGCUGACGGCCUUUCGAGUUACAAGGUUUGCAGCAACAUCCGCACGAAUCAGCCCUCCAUUCAUGGUACAGCAACGUUCAAACAGUUCUUCUCUGUCAGGCAGGGCAUGCGUACAUCUGGUACUAUCAAUACUGGAGAACACUUCAGCCACUGGGCCAAACAUGGUUUUGCCAACAAGAACUUCGGGACCAUGAGCUUCAUUACUGAGGCUUGGAGCGGUUCGGGUAGCGCUUCGGUUACUUUGUCUUAGGUUACGCUCAAGCUUAUCGGGCAGGUGUAAGGGUUGCUGCUUGCUGAGUUGAUAUACUGGCAUGGGAAAACUACUCGAUGCUACGCUAUCAGAGCCAGUCGAUCGCAUGCUUGAAACGAUUGAACGAUUUCCUCAAUGUUCUUGGCUCGG
This is a messenger RNA of Cercospora beticola, 1073 nucleotides long. RefSeq names its product glycoside hydrolase family 11 protein. Lineage: Eukaryota; Fungi; Ascomycota; Dothideomycetes; Mycosphaerellales; Mycosphaerellaceae. Gene Ontology annotation, biological process: xylan catabolic process. The record is from RefSeq and is a predicted model, not a curated record. Gene Ontology annotation, molecular function: hydrolase activity, hydrolyzing O-glycosyl compounds.